Messenger RNA from Xiphias gladius (swordfish), 625 nucleotides. RefSeq names its product transmembrane protein 138-like. NCBI's taxonomy places the organism in Eukaryota, Metazoa, Chordata, Actinopteri, Istiophoriformes, Xiphiidae. Gene Ontology annotation, cellular component: cilium. The record is from RefSeq and is a predicted model, not a curated record. Bases 1 to 615 code for a protein of 204 amino acids. The transcript has 5 exons.
AUGUUGAGUCCCUUUACACCUCACCUGCAACUGGGAAAUCAAAGUGGAUGUGUGUGCGAGUGCAGUGCAGCCCUGGAUCCAUCGUGGAACCAGAGUCCGCCAGGGCGCCCAGCCUUCGGGCCGGAGACGCUCCAGACCAGCAACUACUCUCUGGUGUUGCUGAUUCAGCUCAGCCUGCUGUCCUUCGACCUGUUUGUCAACUCCUUCAGCGAGCUGCUGAGGGCUGAACCGGCCGUCCAGCUGGUACUUUUCAUUAUCCAGGACAUCGCCAUCCUGUUUAACCUGAUCAUCAUUCUGUUGAUGCUGUUUAACACCUACGUGUUCCAGGUCGGCCUGGUCUCCAUAUUGCUGGAGCGAUUUAGAGCUCUGCUAAUGCUCUCUGCUCUCUACCUGACCUUUAGUAUCAUUCUCCAUUCCUGGCUUAUGAAUCUGCGUUGGCUAAACACCAACAGAUUUAUUUGGACAGACGGCCUCCAGGUGCUGUUUGUGUUCCAAAGAGCCGCUUCUGUGUUGUACUACUACUUCUACAAGAGGACCUCAGAGUAUCUGGGUGACCCUCGCCUCUACGAAGAUUCACCGUGGCUGCGAGAAGUCUUUGCUCGAGUUAGACAGUGAUCUCACUGCA